Molecule: messenger RNA, 699 nt
Organism: Lasiodiplodia theobromae
Lineage: Eukaryota; Fungi; Ascomycota; Dothideomycetes; Botryosphaeriales; Botryosphaeriaceae
Product: Fumarylacetoacetate hydrolase
Exons: 4
Coding region: 1-699 (232 amino acids)
Cellular component (GO): mitochondrion
Molecular function (GO): acetylpyruvate hydrolase activity
Source: RefSeq, a predicted model, not a curated record
AUGGCCACCCUCAACGCUAUUAGAAACAACUGCCGCAAGGUCAUGUGCAUCGGCCGCAACUAUGCCGACCAUAUCAAGGAGCUCAACAACCAGCGGCCCAAGCAGCCCUUCUUCUUCCUGAAGCCCCCCUCGUCUAUCCUUCUCCCCGGCGAAGGCCCUCUCCUGCGGCCGCGCGGCGUCUCCAUGCACUACGAGGUCGAACUUGGCUUGGUCAUGGGCAAAACGCUGCGGGACCUGCACCCGGACGACGAAAAGGGCGCUUUGGACUCGAUUGAAGCCUAUCUCCUCGCCAUCGACAUGACCGCUCGUAACGUGCAAGACGAAGCAAAGAAGAAGGGUCUCCCGUGGUCCAUAGCAAAGGGCUUCGACUCUUUUCUCCCCCUCGCCGGCCCCGUCCCCAAGUCCGCCAUUCCAGAUCCGCACAAAGCACACCUGAGCCUCACUGUCAACGACCAGGUGAAGCAGUCAGACAACACCGAUUUGAUGCUGUUCAGGAUCCCCCGCAUCUUAUCUGAUAUUAGCAAAGUCAUGAAACUCGAGAAGGGCGACAUCGUCCUUACCGGCACCCCCAAGGGCGUAGGCCCAGUCACUACCGGUGACAUCAUGAAGGCCGCUCUCAAGUAUGGCGACAAGGAGCUGGCGCGCUUGGAGGUAGAUGUAAAGGAUCGCGAAGGUCUCUAUGAGUUCAAGGAGACAUAA